Molecule: messenger RNA, 1209 nt
Organism: Aspergillus welwitschiae
Lineage: Eukaryota; Fungi; Ascomycota; Eurotiomycetes; Eurotiales; Aspergillaceae
Exons: 6
Coding region: 1-1209 (402 amino acids)
Source: RefSeq, a predicted model, not a curated record
AUGCCUGUCGACAAAGGCCCUCAGAUAACUGCUGUGUCAUGGAGCUUUGGGGGCGUGGCAAUCAUAGUCGUCACCAUCCGACUGUAUACCCGGCUGAUACUGACUCGCAAAGCAGGCUGGGACGACUUCUUCAUUGUUCUUUCCCUGUUGAGCGCUAUUGUAUGUUCAGGGCUAGCCCAAACCGGCGUGCAUUAUGGGUUGGGGAAACACAUGGCCGACAUCUCCAAUGCCGAAUGGAAAAUCGAGGCUUUUAAGUACACCGUCAUCGCACCAAACUUCUCCAUGGUCAGCACCACAACAGGAAAGCUAUCCGUGGCCGUCUUCCUUCUACGCCUGAUGGGUCAGACGGCUUCUCCGGCAAAACGAUGGUUCCUCUACAUCUUCAGUGUAAUAUCUGUCGCCUGGAAUGUGCUGGCUAUUGUUGCCAUCAUGGGGUAUUGUCGGCCUGCGGAGAAGAUCUGGCGGCCUGAGGUUCCUGGAUCCUGCUUCAGCUUGAAAUUCCAGCUGAUCGCUGGUAUAUCGCAAGCCUCAUUCAACGCAUUCGCCGACCUUACCUUAGCCUUGUUUCCAAUCAUCAUCUUCUGGUCCGUCCAGCUGCCCUGGAAAAUGAAGCUAGGUGUUAUAGCCGUUAUGGGCGCGGGAAUCUUGGCGGCGGCAGCAACCUUGGUUAAGGCCAUUCUGCUAAAAAGUCUUCCGGCCCAUUCAGACAUAACUUGGUCUUGGGCCGAUAUUACAACAUGGUACUCAAUCGAGGUAAGCAGGAACCUUCAUCUCAGCAAAGCUUACCUAUACUUUUAUCAUGCGCUAAGUGGCGCCCAUCCGGUUCAUCGACAGAUGUAUGUGAUCAUCAUCUGCGCCACUCUCCCUACCCUCCGACAAUCAUACAACUUUGCCUUGCAUCGAACACGCUAUCUGGGUUCAUACUACAAAGGCUCCCACUCCGAAGAAGCAGCAGCAGCACGACAGAAGCCUAUCCCUCUUGUUCGGCGCCAACCCGAUCAGUCGCUUUUCGAGACAUUCGCUGACGAAACCGGUCUGGUGAAUGUAGCUUCUCACGAAGAUAGCCACGUCUCGCCUGAAAGGGGUUCAAAUCAUACGUCCAUCACAAAGACUACGGAGAUUGAGGUCCACGAGGAGAGCAAGUCCAAAGGGGAUAUCGAGAAUCCUCACUUCCCGCGAGCGAACCCCUUUAGGACAGAUCAUCAGUAG